AUGUUUUUUAACUUUGCUCGUUUCUUUCCUCAGCAACAAUAAUUGGAUACAUUGUUAGCAGAUCCUGAUUGUGAAUUAGAAAAUAUUUUAUAGGCAGAUAAUAUUUUAUAGGAAAUUAAAGGAAUGGGAGCCAAUAAAUUUGCUGAUCACAUAAUCAAGCAUCCUGUGAUGUAUUACAAAAUGAUUCGCUAUAUAAUUUCCGUUGAGGAUGAAUUGACAGACAAAAAGGCCUAAAUCUAAUACCCAUUCCUAUGCAGCGAAAUUUUGGGCAGUUAAAAUUAGAAGUUAUUGGAUUUCUUAUUCGAAAGACCAGAGGAAAUCUUAGAUGCAGACGACGAAAUGACUCGAUUUACCUUAUUCCCUCGACUUAUGGGCUUUCUCGAGGUUGAUGUUUUCAAUAUGACAUCUGCAGGCUAUUUUUCAAAAGCAUUACUAGCGAUUAUUAAAAAACGAGGCUUUGAUGUUUGGUCUGAAAUUAUUAAUGAUAAACAAAUUUUAUCCAACUUAUUAAAACACAUUGAUUGCAAACAUAUAGCUGAGAUCAUCGAAAAAUUAAUAGUUCUAGACACAACUUAGGAAUUAGCAGAUGAAACAUAUCUUAAUGAAAGAAAGUCACUGUUAUAAAGAAUUAUUAUAUUGAUGCAGAAUAAAUAUUAUUGUUCAGAAAUUGUAGAAAACAUUUGUGAUAUUCUAAUUGAAAUCACAUCUAAAAAUAUGAAUUCUUUAUACUAUAAUAACACAGAUAUUGUUCCAUUUGUUGAUUAAAUCAAAAGACCAGAAUUGUUAUUUGAAAUUGCUAUCAAAACUUAAAAGGCCUAACCAUUAUAAGUCCUCAUCAAUUUGGUGGAGAUGACUCCUAAGGAAUCAAAAAAAGAAGACGAGGAUGAAGUGGUUCAUCAUAAUGAGAAGGAUUAUUCCAUUUUUGAAAAUAUUGCAUCUGAAAUUCCUAAAAAUUUAUUAAGUAAAAGAUAUAGUGCUGCUAACUUCUAAAAUUCUAAUUAAGAAAAUGUCCAACCAUUUGGAUUAUAUAAAAUUAUGUUGCUUAAGUUGAUUUAAACCUUAAUUCAAACAUCCGACAUCUAAAUUAUUGAAACUCUGUUAAAUGCUAAUUUGAUAAAAGUGCUAGAAAACAUUUGUAUUUAAUACUCAUCCAAUAAUUAAAUCCAUGUAAUGACAGAGAAGAUCAUAAAAUCGAUUCUUGAUCUAGAUGAUGAAAAAAUAACAGAGCAUGUCUUCGAAUUUGGGUAGCUUAUUGAAUUUAUUGUCACAUAUCAUACAGAAGAGAAUGAUAAAAAAGGAUAUUUGGCUCUUCUGACUUCGCUAGCUAAUUAUCUGAUUGAGAAAUCGCAAAACAAAUCCAUUCUUCAAUAUUAUAAAGACAAUUAAUAAUGGUUUAAUUUUGUGAAAAACAGAUUAUGCAAUAUUAAUCAAAAAGAGAAACCCUAUCUAUGUAAUGUAAAUCCUAAAGCUAAAUCAGAAGUAGCAGAUGAUCAAGAAUCAGAUAUUAUGUAGAUUCUGCAAAAAUUCAAUGAAUCCUAUUAUGGUUAGUAGACUCAAGAAGAAUAACAAGAUUAAGAUUAGGAAACAUCAAAACAAGAUUAAGACUUAGAUACUUAUAACUCAUAAGAUAAUGGAUAACUAGAAGAAGAUGAGAAUAUUUUGAUGGAUAUGAAUCAUGGUCAGGUCUGGAGCGAUGAUACAAAUUAAGAAAACAGAUAGAAUUAAGACGAUGAAAUUCAAGGAAACAAAUGUUAAGAUUCAUUGUAAAUGACAUCUGAAAAUGCGAAGGAGAUCAGCUAAAUAGGUGAAAAUAUUUCUAUUUUAUUCAAUCAUAAUCUUUUUUGGAAAAUAGAAUAUGAUUGUUAAGAAUCAGAUGAUAUCCUAAACAGUUAUGCGUGAUAUUUUUAUUAUUAAAAAUAGUAUUAGAAUUUAA
Messenger RNA from Paramecium tetraurelia, 1933 nucleotides. RefSeq lists its product as uncharacterized. The transcript has 9 exons. NCBI's taxonomy places the organism in Eukaryota, Ciliophora, Oligohymenophorea, Peniculida, Parameciidae. The record is from RefSeq and is a predicted model, not a curated record. Gene Ontology annotation, molecular function: protein phosphatase binding; protein phosphatase regulator activity.